Molecule: messenger RNA, 2301 nt
Organism: Penicillium cataractarum
Lineage: Eukaryota; Fungi; Ascomycota; Eurotiomycetes; Eurotiales; Aspergillaceae
Product: ferric reductase family protein
Exons: 4
Coding region: 1-2301 (766 amino acids)
Biological process (GO): iron ion transport; intracellular iron ion homeostasis; copper ion import
Cellular component (GO): plasma membrane
Molecular function (GO): ferric-chelate reductase activity
Source: RefSeq, a predicted model, not a curated record
AUGCAUCUCAGGCGAGCCCUUCUAGCAUUAUGCUGGACGGCUGUCCCUGCACUCGCUGGACAAGGUGGCGGCAGUUCAAGUCAUAAUGCCGCUUCCGACCUGGAUGAGUAUUGUUUCUACACGAUUUACACCACCUUGUCUGAAUACACCUUUGAGGGAAGCGUGACAGUAUCAAGCUCCUCAGGCCAAGGCUCGACUAGUCAUGGUUCGUCUUCCGAAACAUUGUCUUCCUCAUCUUCUGCAGGGUCAAGUUCAAACAGAACUUCUUCUGCUUCUAAUUCCUCCUCGUCCUCGUCCUCCUCUUCUUCUUCCUCUUCUUCCUCCUCCUCUGGUAUUGCCCAGACGGCGCACGGUGGCUCUCGGCGCAGUGUGAUCAUUGCUAAACGGGGUCAUGGAUCAAGCGGGACGUCUACUGGGCCUUGCAAUAGUACUGUGGAAGUCACUUCUAUGUACGCCAGUGCUAAGGCUUGGUGUUCCAAGAAGGGAUUCGCAGCAGCUAUUCCAUACUGGGAAAGCCUCUGCACUCAGAACAGCCUAACACUUAUGGACCUUUCAUCAAUUGAAGCUAACGUGACCGACGAGUACAUCACCUCUCUGUCCGUUAUUGACCCGGAACAAAAUAGUACAACAAGUACCGGCACUAUCAAAUCCCCUGUUCUUCUCAGUCACUCUUAUUAUAACCGAGCUUACAAGUCUUAUGUGACGCACGACUAUGCUAUCUCCAAAGAUAAAACCUUCGGAUGGGGCAUCAUGGGAUACUGGGGAGGUGUGCUGCUGCUUGGUAUGAUCUCAAAGGCUUGGACGGUCCUGCAAAAAGGCCCCCAGAAGAAAAGUCUCCUGGAGAGCCUGUGCCAUCGCUUCCGUACACAUGUCAUCAUUCCGGCGACCUUUGCUCCAUUGUCAUCCAAGCAUCAGCAGCUUUGGUACUCGCACGCUCUUCCUAAGAGAGUCGACACUCUGAUUGUGUUGGGCUUCUGGGCUACGACUAUCAUUCUUAGCUGCGUGCAAUAUGACAGCUUCACCGGGAACAUCCAGACUCCGAGUCUCUGGCAACAAAACUGGCAGUACACUUCUGAUCGCACCGGUAUUCUCUCCUAUGCCUGCUUGCCAUUCCUAUGGCUUUUCAGUGGCCGGAACAACGUUUUCCUCUGGGCAACCAACUUUAGUACCCAGUCCUUUAUCACAUUCCACCGUCAUGUCGCAUGGGCUUGUACCAUCCUUGCCGUUGUGCAUUCUAUCAACUACAGUGUGGUAUUUGCCGUAUACGUAUCCAGGCACACAAGUUUCGAUGGUCGCGAGUGGGUUGGAUAUCUAUGGUCACCGGUCGCAUUGUGGAUUCUUGAUCGCCUUGCGCGCCUUUUCCGUCUGGUUUACUGCAAUUUGAACGUUCGAUUUGGAAAGCAGUUCCUGUCGGGGACAUCUUCCACGGUCAUCUACGAUGCAGAGAGUGAUCUGAUCACCAUCGAAAUGAUCCCUGGAAAGCUCACCGAGAAGCCGAGGCCAGGCCAGCACUACUUCAUUUACCAAGGAGGUGUGCUGAAAUUCUGGGAGAACCAUCCUUUCUCAUUGGGUGCUUGGGUACCCAGCUCAGAAGCGAAAACCGAAGGGUUUUCUAUAGCAGAGAAGAAUCAGAACAAGCUGAUUUUCUACGUCCGGCCCUAUGAUGGCUGGACCCGUCGUCUUCGGGAUCAAUGUCGCCAAGCAAAUGGUAUCAUUUAUCCGACGCUUCGCCUUGAAGGACCAUACGGACACACUGAGCCACUGCACCAUUUUGAUACCAAUUUGAUUGUUGUCGGAGGUACAGGUAUUGCAGCAGCGGUACCCUACCUCCUCGAUCAUCUGGAGGGAUCCCGGAAGGGUGGACGCAAGACUUUGAGAAUCCACCUCGUUUGGUCAAUUCGUCAAAGAUCCAUGUUCGAUCAAGUUUUCACGGACGAAAUGGCAGCAAUCCUGCAACACAAAGACAUCACGACCUCUGUCUACUGCACCAAGCUUGACACGAUCUCAUCCGAAUCCGACCUGGAUGAUUGUGCGCUUUCCAAGAAAUCUGCUCCAGAGGUCACAAGUACGGGAGUCAGCUCCCCUGCUUCGAAUGGUGGGCUGCUUUUCAUGCCUGGUCGUCCUAACAUACAUGAACUAGUCAUGAACGAGGUGACGGAAGCCCGGAAUAGCUCGUCAAGUAUUGGUGUCUUGACUUGUGGACCGGCUCAAAUGGCCGACCAGUGCCGGACAGCUGUCUAUGAGGCCAUGAAGCAAGGUUUUCAUGAGAUUGAUUAUUUUGAAGAAGCAUUCGGAUGGUGA